GUUUCCUAGGACCACCACAUGUUGCCUCUCUCUUUCCCUCCACGAGAAAAAGAGGUGUUAUUCUGGUUCAUGGGACCCCUUCCCUCCUAAUUCAUCAAUUCGUGAAGCAAUUCACGGACUACGAAAUUUCUCACCGUAAGAUUAUUCGCCGUUAUAUCAAACGGCAGCAGCGUCAUCUUACAAGGACAACCAGAUGAAGUACCCUCCUCUGCAACAACAUCAAAAGCUUUAGCGCCAGCUAUUUCCCUUCCACACAAUUAUUUGUUUCUCUGAAGCUCUUAUUCUCUUCUAACAGUAUCUGUCAACUCGACAACUCCACAAAUCCCUUCACCGGAAAAAAGAAUCGGAUCCGAGCUCUUACGGGUUGGUCUCUGAAUAGAGAUCCGACAAGCGAACGUCCAAAACUUCUUUUCACAGGUUUUGUUGGGUUGCCGACAGUAACGGCGCGCAGCUAAACCACUGCUUGCCUAAACAGAAGACCGAGUUAGAUUAUCAUCCACUGCUUUGAACGUGAGUGAGAAAUAAUAUUCAGCCAAAGUACUCUCAAGGAAAUGGAAUUGCAUGUUCUUGGUAAGUUCUCUCUAGGCGGCCAAUUUUUGAGUGUGUAUAUCUAUAAGCAGAAGUAGCAAUCUUGGUGGUUUUUUGUUGAUGGAGAUGAGUGGCUUUAGGCCUAGUGAAUCCACACAUGUAGCUCAGCAAAGCCGCCGUGAUAAGUUGCGAGUUCAACAAACAUCAAACCUAUCCCAUCAUCAUUUAGAUCAUAAUGUACCGAACAAUUCACCAACCCACCAAAACCCAGAUAUUGUUCAAGUUCGAAAUGUCAGAAAUGCGAAUAAUUUACUUUUUGAUCCGACCCUCUUCUCCCCAGAACUUCUCAAUUUUUCGAUAAAUGCAAAUCAUGCAUUUGCAUCAUCAGCUCAAGAUUUAGGUGACGAGAGUCCUCAGAAUUAUGGUAAUUGGAGAAAUCUAAACCCACCCCAAAGCUUAGAUAAUUGGGUUACCAAUUACACGAGUGGUACUACUUCAAACCACCAUAUGUUUGUUAGGGAAGUAAGUAACAUUUCUCCAUCCACACCAUCAAAUUUAAAGCCUGGUACUUACCAUGGAUACCAGCAAUUUUCUUCUCCACCUCCAAUUUACCAUAAUACCCUCCAAGAUGUUGUCACUACAGCUUCCACCGGAGGAAGCCAGCAGGAUCAGCUAGAAAUGGCUUCAUGGACUCAAGGCUAUGUAAAUCAAUCCACUACAUUGGGAUUCGAUAACUCGAGUUCUUGGAUGGAUCGUCCAAUUGGGAGUAAUCGCCAUAACUGGAGCGGGGGCGAAGAAUUGAGAUGUGCUAUGAGUGAUUAUUCCAAUCAACAAGGCCUGUCUCUAUCACUUUCUUCAAAUCCUCCACCUUCACAGCAAUUGCAAGCAAGUACUACUGGGAAAUCUGGCGGUUACUUAUGUUCGAUGAUGAAGCCAUCAAUUAUAAGCAAAGCGUAUGGAACUAGCAAAUCACUUCAAGACGUAGUUGGGACUAGUGCUACUUCUACUAGUAAUGCUGCAUAUCAUAGAAGCACGGGUCCUCUUGGUCCUUUCACUGGAUAUGCAACGAUUUUGAAGAGUUCCAAGUUCUUGAAACCGGCACAACAGCUGUUGGAAGAAUUCUGUAGAGUUAGUAAUUCGAAAGAAUUCAAAACGUGCGAGGCGUCUGAGAGGAUAUCUGGGGAUCAAGCCAGUGCUUCUGCUUCUGUUUCCGUUACAGUCUCGAAUGAUCAAGCUGCUAAUACAACUCAAAAUUCCGUAGUUGCUAAUAUGGGGAGAAAUAAUUCUGGUGCAUCAUCCUCUGCAUUUUACGGUUCGAAUGAAAUUAGCAGUGAUGGUGGAGCUGCUGCUGCAAGCACGUCUUCUGAGUCGUUUAGGCCGGAGUACCAACAGAAGAAGGCAAAGCUCCUAUGCAUGCAGGAGGAGGUAUGCAGAAAGUACAAGCAAUAUCAUCAACAAAUGGAAAUGGUGGUCUCUUCCUUUGAGUCAGUUGCAGGUCUCAGUUCUGCGACUCCCUACAUGUCGUUGGCUCUCAACACAGUCUCAAGACACUUCAGAUGUCUUACUGGUUCCAUCAAAGAUCAGCUCAAGCACAUAAGAAAAGCUUUGGGGGAGGAUUUCUCAUCAGUCAAGAUUGCCAGUAAUACUGGCGGUAAUAGUAGAAGUGAUAAAACCAUGGGCAAGCUAAAGUAUAUGGGCCUCGGCUUGCAAAAGCAUAAAGCCGCGGCUGGGGUCGAUGCCGGCUUCUCUGAACCCCAACAACACGUCUGGAGGCCCCAGAGAGGCCUACCGGAUCGUUCAGUGGCCAUCCUUAGAGCAUGGCUCUUUGAUCAUUUUCUUCACCCGUAUCCAACGGACACAGAUAAGCACAUGUUAGCCACUCAAACCGGUUUGUCUAGAAACCAGGUGUCAAACUGGUUCAUAAAUGCCCGAGUGCGUGUAUGGAAGCCAAUGGUUGAAGAAAUACACAUGCUUGAGACUCGAGGAUCCAUGGAAGCUUGCCAAGAUCCUGGGAAAGAUGGAAAUUCUCCAACCGAAGGCACCAGCAGGCCAAACAAUGAGCAACUUGGCAUGCAUCAUGUUAUAACUGAUAGGCAAUUGGAAUCCUCUGGUGUAGGUUCCUUGCGAGAUGCACCGAAUGUAGAAGAAGUAGACCGAAGUCAGGAGAUCAAGAGGUCCAGAAUAGAAUGUCAAGUUCCGUCAAGCAUGGAUGGUGCAUUGAUGGGUUUUGUGCCAUACAAUCGAAGCGGGCUUGAGGUUGGGGGACUUGGAGCGGUGUCACUGACAUUGGGGCUCAGACACGGUGUGGAAAACGCCCAACAGCAGCAGCAGCAGCAACAAUUGCAUCAACAGGAGGAAUAUCAGCUUAGGCGGCAACUUGGAGGUCACAUGAUUCAUGAUUUUGUGGGUUAAUUCACUUGUACCAUGGCAACAUUGUCGGCUGAAGUAUGGCAGAAAAUAAGGAGGAGAAGGCAGCUCCAGUUAUCCCAGGCUCCGGUUUUGGUACACCCUUUUAAGCAAUGUAGUGGUGUAUAUGAAUAGGUUCAGCAUCUAAGAUCUGUUUAGGUCAUUCUAAAGGGAGUGAGCUUGAUGGGAUGAUAAUGAGCUAGAAAGAGGAGCUUGGAUGAUACUUAGGCUGCGGUGCGUAAAUCACGACCAGAUGAAAUUUGUAUGUCUGACCAAAAUAAAAAACAGAGAAACAAAUUACAAGGAAAAAACAAAAAUUGAAAUUUAAACGUAGGCGGAAAAUCAUCCACCUCUAGCCCGAGUGAUUAAUGAGGGAGGUCAAUGCCUUUUACCUUUCUCACACUUCUGCGAGUUUUAUGCUUCCUAUUGUCAUCACCUUUUCCCCGAGAUUAUCAGAAAUAAUAAGGAAAUGUGCAUCGGAUGCGUCUUAAGUUGA
Rosa chinensis is the source of this 3430-nucleotide messenger RNA. RefSeq names its product BEL1-like homeodomain protein 8. The record is from RefSeq and is a predicted model, not a curated record. The coding region runs from base 649 to 2940 and encodes 763 amino acids. Gene Ontology annotation, molecular function: RNA polymerase II cis-regulatory region sequence-specific DNA binding; DNA-binding transcription factor activity, RNA polymerase II-specific. NCBI's taxonomy places the organism in Eukaryota, Viridiplantae, Streptophyta, Magnoliopsida, Rosales, Rosaceae. The transcript has 6 exons. Gene Ontology annotation, biological process: regulation of transcription by RNA polymerase II.